Cimex lectularius (bed bug) is the source of this 2881-nucleotide messenger RNA. RefSeq names its product aminopeptidase Ey-like. The coding region runs from base 100 to 2871 and encodes 923 amino acids. Gene Ontology annotation, biological process: proteolysis; peptide catabolic process. Gene Ontology annotation, cellular component: cytoplasm. The transcript is spliced from 15 exons. The record is from RefSeq and is a predicted model, not a curated record. Gene Ontology annotation, molecular function: metalloaminopeptidase activity; peptide binding; zinc ion binding. NCBI's taxonomy places the organism in Eukaryota, Metazoa, Arthropoda, Insecta, Hemiptera, Cimicidae.
AAUUUAUUUUAACAAGAUAAAGAUAAAUUAGAUAUGAUCAGCUUUUAGAAGAGAAACUUAUGCAAACAUUUUAACACUAAAUUAACAACAUCCAGGGCAAUGGAAAAAUUGCUAGUAAUUCUACUUGUCUACAUUUGCCCCAUCACAUUUAUCUUCGGGGAAAAAAAUAAUUAUACAAAUGAUUUCAAUUGGAUCCCCGAUGUGUAUUUCAUUGAAAUUAAAGUUGAUCCUUUAGUCAAAAUUCCUUCAUUUUGUGGCAAUGUUAGCAUUGACGGAAAGACCACAAAAGCAAACGCCCAACUGCAUUUACACAGCCGAGUUAAUAUAACAGAAGCAAGUAUAAUGAUCAAUGGAAAAAGUAAAAAAAUUGACUUUUACAAAGAGGAAUAUAACGGGCCAAAUGACAUCAUCACAUUGAACACAACCGAUCGCCUUCGAGCAAAUCAGUAUUUCACUCUGCAUUUAAAAUUUUGUUCUGUUUUAAGUGAAGGCGAAGGCCCAAUAUAUUUCAUUAGAGAAAUUGAAGGAAACAAAUUGAAGAGACCAUUAAUUGGCACAGAAUUUUAUUCUCAUGGUGCAAGAUCAUUAUUCCCAUGUAUUGAUCUUCCUCGGUUCAAAGCUAAUUUUCAGCUGAAGUUAUCCUCAGAGUCAGAUAUUCACACAACUUUGGCGAACAUGCCCUUAGAAAAAAAUCUAGAUGAAGAUUAUAACGCCACCAUGCUAUUCUAUCAGAGUUCACCGAUGAUUACUACGUCCGUAGCUUUUAUCAUGUUUAACAGUGACUUUGAGUGUAAAGUCCUCCCAGACAGUAAUACAAUUUGCCACUACUCAAAGACACAAAAAAAUAUUGAAUAUCUUGAAGAAAUUAUUUCCAACAUGCAACUCAAAAUAGAGAAGUUCUUAUAUUUAUCGCAUUCUCUCCCUAAGAUUGCUCAUAUCUUGAUAGGAGAAGAUAGGACUGAUUUGACGGAAAGUCGGAGCCUCAUUAAAUGGAGAAAUGAUUAUUUGAAAGAAAGAAACAUUAUGACAAUUGAUAAAGAGUUAUUAUUUCGUGAAAGAGUUGCAAAUAAAAUAGCCAAGCAAUGGUUUGGAAAUCUUGUAACUCCCAGGUACUGGUGUUACCGAUGGGUUAAUGAUAUUUUAGCAAAUUAUGUUGCAAAAAUUAUUACUGCUCAGUCGUACACAAACUCCAAGGCUCUUGAAUUCUUUAUUGCUAACAAAUUUUCUCGUUCAAUGGAAAAGGAAAUUUCUUAUCCAAGUAAAAGAGAUGAAACACAUUGCCAUGAAAAUGACACAACGGUUUUACCGUAUGAAUACGACAAUUAUGAAAAAGGGGCAGCAAUUUUGCAUAUGUUUGUAUCCAGUGUAAUGUCAGGAAAAGAGUUCCGCAAAGCGUUGAAAACUUACAUUAAUAAUAACAUGUACUUCCCAGUGACUCCUGCGGAAUUAUGGAAAGCUAUGGAAAUGAACUUAAACAGGGCUUAUCGUAAUAAGAUUAACAAAUAUAUAAACUUAGAUGUACUUAUGAAAUCAUGGACUGAUAACAAAGGAUAUCCAAUAUUGUCUGUACACCGUUAUAACACAUUCAUACUUAUCCACCAGAAAAGAAUUAUAGACAAUCAUGACGAUUCACAAUAUACAUAUUGGUGGAUUCCAAUUACAUAUACUACAUCAAAAGAGAAGGAUUUCACAAAUACGAAGAUCAAGCAAUGGAUGAUGCCAAUGGGUGACUACCAGAUUAUAAAUAGCAUUUACCACAUCUCUGCAAACGAAUGGAUUAUAUUCAAUAUUAGAAAUACUGGCUUUUAUCGAGUUCAGUAUGAUUUGCAAACGUACAAACUAUUAACGCAACAUCUAAUGGAAAAAGAUAUCAACGAUAUCCAUCCUCUGAAUCGUGCACAGUUAAUAAGUGAUGCAUAUGAACUGGUGAAAGCAAAUUACAUUGAAAUCGACAUACUUUUGAAUUUGUUGAAAUAUCUCGAGAAAGAAACACAUUUCCUGCCAUUUUGUGCUGGGGUUGAUGCCAUUUUGAACAUUAUGAAAUAUAAAUCAGUAGAGAUACAAAGAAAAUUGAAUAAUUUUUUAGGGAAAAUAAUCAAUCAAGCUUACAAAACAAUAGUAUCGACUAAUUUCAACUAUUCACAUGUAAUGAAUUAUAUGUAUAAGAUGAAGGUUGUUCAAACGAUUUGUUUUUUAAAUUUCAAAGACUGUACACUGCAUGCAAAUCAGUUAUCACAAGCUAUUGUGGCUAAUUAUAAAAAUGAAUUGUCAGUGAUUCCAGAUUUACAAGUUACUAUGUGGUGUAAUAUAGUAAAAAAUGAUAACUUGAAAGCCAUAGACUUCCUUCUUAAACGAAUUGGAGAUUGGCACACCCCUCAGAGUUUAAUGGAAAUAUACUUAGAAUCAUUAAGUUGCUCAUCUAAAGCUGAAAUUCUAAGCAUAGUAAUCCGUAGUAUUUGGUUCAAGAAACGAGUAUAUCAACAUGAAGAAACUCUUUUGAUUGAAAAUAUUGCUCCAAAAGAUUAUGAUUGUGUUCUAACAAAUUUCUUACAUGACAAUAUUGAUUGGCUUAUUAAUAACCAUGGAAGAGACAAAAUAAUAUUGUUCAUUAAAAGAUUGUCCCCUAGAAUUAGGACCUCUAAGUGUUUCGACCAGCUGUUAUUCCUAAGUGAUUCAAGAAAUAUUGCAUUACCAUCUUUACAGUCGAUUUUUAACUCAUCGUUAGAAAGAAACAUUACCAAAUGGAUCGAUGAACAGAGCAAACAAUAUUUUCUUUAUAAACCAUUCGAAUUUGGAUGUAGUGAAAAUUUGAACAACAAUAUGUUUUACAAACACACUGAUCACAAUUUUUUUAACAACACAUUACUCUAGUUUUAUUUGU